CCCAAUAGCCAUCAGAUCACUUAUCUCCUCAUAGUCAUCAGAUCACUUGUUUGGAAUAGUUUCCUGAAAUUGUUUCUGCCUUUGCUUGGAUUUGUAGCAGUUGUUGUGUAUAUAUCCAUAUUUUUCAUUUGCAGGAUGUCUAAGGAGCAACAUCGUCAUCUGUUUCACCACAAGAAAGAGGAGGUGAGCGCAGAGUAUGGUGGUGAAGCUAUGUAUGAAAAGGCGAGAAAGGAGGAAAAACACCACAAGCAUUUGCAGCAUGUUGCCGAACUAGGCGCUGUGGCCGCUGGAGGAUUUGCACUGUAUGAGAAGCACCAAGCAAAGAAAGAUCCAGAGAAUGCACACAGGCACAAGAUAAAGGAGGAGAUUGCUGCAGCUGCUGCUGUGGGGAGUGGUGGAUUUGCAUUCCAUGAACACCAUGAGAAGAAGAGAGACAAGAAAGAAGCUGGUGGCAAGAAGCAUCACCAUCUCUUUUAACAAUAAGUCUAUUACAGAAAUAGAAAUAGAUUAUGUUUGUUUAAGUAUAGGAGUACCUUGGGAUUCUGUAUUCAGGCAUUAGGCUAUUUUGAAGAUGAUUCAUAUAGUGAGUAUAGACUUUGUAAGCCAUUUACAGACAGUGGGAACCAGUCUUGGAAUUUAGAAUUCCCCACCAAAAACAUUGACAGUUGAAAAUGUUUAGUACUUGUAUUUCAUAUUUUAUUUAUUCAUGUUAAAAUUUAGUGCAUCAAAUCAAAUAUAUGUAUUUUUUAA
Molecule: messenger RNA, 750 nt
Organism: Cryptomeria japonica (Japanese cedar)
Lineage: Eukaryota; Viridiplantae; Streptophyta; Pinopsida; Cupressales; Cupressaceae
Product: abscisic stress-ripening protein 5-like
Exons: 2
Coding region: 136-477 (113 amino acids)
Source: RefSeq, a predicted model, not a curated record